Echinostoma caproni is the source of this 3528-nucleotide messenger RNA. Lineage: Eukaryota; Metazoa; Platyhelminthes; Trematoda; Plagiorchiida; Echinostomatidae. The record is from the annotation of a GenBank genome assembly.
AUGGCUAAUUCCGCUCGCGCUCCGAGCAAAACUGAACGCAUAGUGCUGGAUUUUCGUGGUCCAGUCGUAUUCGAGCCAUCCUCGAACUGUGAAAAUGAUUAUUUGGAAAUUCGUGAUGGUCAGUACGGAUUUUCCCCGUUAGUCGGCCGAUUCUGUACGGACAGCUGGCAACUUCGACCUGUCGUAUCCACCGGCCCGUGGCUUUGGUUGCGGCUGCAAACGGACUACACGAUUGAGAAGUCCGGUUUUCAAGCGGUCUACUACUUUGAACCGAACAGACCGAAACCUCCAUCUUUGUUGACUGUGGUACAACACACAAUGCACAAUAUCAUCACAUUGGACACCGGAGCUCUUCUGACAAAAUCCAAUUUGACUCAGAUAGCUCGAGACUAUGCACAAACCCUUGAGGGUCGUCCUUCCACACUGUCUGGGAUUCGGGAAUUCAUUUUCGACUUCCGGACAAUCGAUGAAGACAUGAUAUUACGCAUACACUUGGAAACGAUCAAAUUUCCGAUUGAGGAAGGCCAAUGCCGUCAUAACAUGAUUGAAAUGUACGGUCGAUUUUUUCUGUCGGAUACACCAAAAAGUCGGUCGGCUGGCAAAUCCUAUUCUCGUCUGCAAUUGCCUCCGGACAGUCGAGUGAUUCGGGCGUGUAAAAUGGCCAGUCGAAGUCCCAUCCUCUAUCGGUUGGGUCGUGCUGUUGUACGUAUUGUGGCCACCAGUUCCAUGCAGGCGAUGCGCGAGGCCGAUCAACGUGAUGAUGUGCCAAAGCACUCGCAUUUGCCGACUCCGGAGAAUACGGAUUUGCCUGAGGUCAAACUGCUAGCGACCGCACUAACUUUGGCUCCGUGUCGUCCGAACUGGUUCCCGUGUAUGCGCGUCACCGAUCUGCUCAAUAUUGAUCGACAGCUGAAUGCCACCGGUGACUCAGUGCUGAACGUGUUAAUGCGACCGGAAUUUGACCAUCCUGAUUACCCGGGCUUGUCUUCGCGCACGGGCCUCAAUGCCUCAAUGACCGAGGCAAUCACCACGAGAAAGCAGUUGGCAAGACGGCGUGAAUUGGUCGGGGAUUCGGUCUACUGUGUGGCCAUUUCACGAUUAUGCAAUCAGCUCAAUGACUGUCCGAACGGCGAGGAUGAGGAUGACUGUCCGCGACCACGAGACUCACUGAAGGACAUAUUGCAGUACUAUGCCGAUUUAGACACAACGCACACUGGAGAUGUGUCCAGUACAACCACACCGUCUUCCUUGCAAAGUAAAAAGGAGCGCGAGGAGGCAGAAGAUGAGUUUCAUCAUCAUCCUUCAAUUAUCAUUGGUCUGCUUGGUUUCUGUGCUAUCUGUGGCCUACUCUCGGCCGGAAUGACCUUGGUCAACAGAGGUAAACAGACGAAACAGCGCAACUUCUCAAGUAUAUGCAAUCGGGUCCUAUUUGAUUCCGGCACUUCAUUACUGACCACACUGGAGGAAGGCUCGGUAUUGCAACUGAAGACUCGCGCUGGUGAAUCUGUGAAGCCUAACCUCGUCUCGGUUUCAGCCGAUAGCAGUCGCAUCGCAGAUAGAGAUAACGGUGAAACUACUGGUGAUGUAACGGGCCAAAGCCCAUCCAAGCAGGCCGAAGCUAAAUCCAGACAGGAAUCUAAUCGUUGCUUUGGUCAAAUUUGUCUGGUGAGUCACAGAAGUAAGAAAAGAAAAAGAGAACGUACGAAAUCAGAUCCCGGUUCUCCAUCACUAUUGACCGUUAAAGCCAAGUCGAACGGAACGGAUACAGCCGAUCGGAGAGCCAAAGAAAGCUGUUCAAGUGCGGACCUCGUGGAACAGGCCACGGCCAUUUCAGGUGAGCUGGAAUCACGCAAUCUGAUCGAAGUGUUCGACCGAGCCACCAUUCCACUGAACUAUGCUAGCCGUGAUUCUGCGGUUUGGGAUGAAUCACCCUUACCACCCCAGUCGGAUGAAUUCACACGUGACCGAAAUGUACUGCGAAGAAAGGUGCAAUCCGGCGAACUGAUAUCCCGUUUACCUCGUCAUAUAUCCAGAUCGAGCGCUGCUUCUUUUGGUCACCUGCCUAAUACGAUUGUUUGUCCUGUAGAGAAGUUAUCAGAUGUAAUUUACCAUUGUGGUAUGCUUCCACCGGGAUCAAGUUUGAACCGGAACACGUGGAAUCGAUCUGGACCGUUACCACUAGUGACCGAACCGGAAUCCACGUUUACGGAAGACUAUUUGCAUGAAACAUUAAAGGCCACUAGAUCUGCCAAAUGCCUCACUCGUCGCUCCUCGACAGAUCGACACACCGGUUCCGCAUUCGAAUUUGUCCAUGUUGAACGUAGCCCAGUCGGGGAAGAGACGAACGAGACCGUCAUGACCGCCGCAGCUUCAGCCUCUCUGUCGGCCGGAUUUUCCACACUGGACUCACGCACGCGAAUUAUGGUUCCAUCAUCCGUUGGGAGACAAGCGAUCGAUCAACGCUACACACUCUACGGUCGACCCGCCUUGGACGGGUCCCAGUUCAUGGAUCGAGAUGAUAUGACCCAAGCGGAACGACGGGUUAUGGGAAUGGGUGGAAAGAGAAAAUCGUUUAAGGGUGGCGCGCCAAAGCGCGCGCGAUAUUCCAUCGAUCCAUCGAAUGAACCUGGGUCAAUGAUAAACUCCGCAGAAGGUGCCCCAGAAACUUCGGAUUACGGUAACCGACAGGCAAAUAGUAGUGUACAGACCAUUCAAACACCACCCUUUUGGACAUCAAGCUGCUCAACAAGUGGUGAACUGCUCACGUCCGGACAGUCGAGUCGAGAGAUCUCCCGCGGUUGGCGAAAAUCACCAUCGUCAAGCAAUCAGCCGAACUCACGAGCUCCCUACUGGUCUGGACACGUGGGGAGUACGAAAAUUGUCCUUGGUCCAUCCGGUACACCAAGUGAGGACGUCAGCUUAGCGGAUUUGAAUGAGGCCGAAGUUACCCCGAAGCUGAUCUAUCGUUGUGAGUCCAGUUCGCUUGGAUCACAUUUAAAGAUUUGCCGCUCUGUGAAUGCAUCCACGAUGGACGAGACUCGAAUCCCAAUUGUGAGUCGUUCAUCCAACAAACCGGAAGCUUUGUUCAAAGUGACUGUCAUGCCCAAAUGUCGCGGUUCACAAUCCUCUGACCUCAGAAUGGGAGAUGGUGUGGGAAUUGCAGCAUUCGGAACAACCCCAGCACAAUCGGACACGAGGAGGACCUCCGGACCUCCAUCUGCAUCGGUAGCACCGCCACUACCACCAACACCAUCAGGAGCAGCGACAACAGGACAGAUAUACUGUGACUGUGCUCUCCAAUCGAACGACUUAGUCUAUCGUUCACAACCACGAACUCCGCAUCGCCAGAUGGGUUCAUACACACCCGUUGCAAACGCAUUUCCACUUUCCAUAUCCGACCACAGAAAAGAUGAAGCUGUUCCUGAACUAGAUGAUUCUGAGGACACGGCUACACAGAACUACAGUGAAGAGACCGAAUCUGGGACGUACAGUGACGAGCGAUUACCUAGUGAGUACCAGCGACAAUGA